Canis lupus familiaris (dog) is the source of this 1482-nucleotide messenger RNA. RefSeq names its product caspase 6 (gene CASP6). NCBI's taxonomy places the organism in Eukaryota, Metazoa, Chordata, Mammalia, Carnivora, Canidae. The coding region runs from base 16 to 1089 and encodes 357 amino acids. Gene Ontology annotation, cellular component: cytoplasm. The record is from RefSeq and is a predicted model, not a curated record. Gene Ontology annotation, biological process: apoptotic process; proteolysis. The transcript has 7 exons.
CCAGAGAAGUAAAAGAUGAAGCCACCUGUUCAGCCGAGGUUAGAGUUGUUCACUGGGGCAAAUUUACACAAUAGCCAACCACCCAAGGAGGAGCUCCCGUUACAGGCCACGUUGAGCGCCCGGGCGGGCCCACUUAGCGCGCGCUGUUCGGCAUUUUCGGGCGGGGACAACAGGCUCGCUCCAGAAAAGGCUCCAUCUGUAGGCUCCAAAGUUCGGGCUCCGAAUUUCUGCGCGAUUGCUAUCCCUGAUGAGGAACAAAAUGUGACGGAAACUGAUGCCUUCUAUAAGAGAGAAAUGUUUGACCCGGAAGAAAAGUACAAAAUGGACCACAAGAGGAGAGGAAUUGCUUUGAUCUUCAAUCACGAGCGGUUCUUCUGGCACCUAACAUUGCCGGACAGGCGCGGCACCAGCGCAGACAGGGAUAAUCUCGUGCGCAGGUUUUCAGAACUAGGAUUUGAGGUGAAAUGCUUUAAUGAUCUUAAAGCAGAAGAACUACUGCUCAAAAUUCAUGAGGCAUCAACCUCUAGCCACAUAGAUGCCGAUUGCUUUUUAUGUGUGUUCCUCAGUCAUGGUGAAGGAAAUCACAUUUAUGCAUAUGAUGCCAAAAUUGAAAUUCAGACACUGACUGGCUUAUUCAAAGGAGACAAAUGUCAGAGCCUAGUUGGAAAACCCAAGAUAUUUAUCAUUCAGGCCUGUCGAGGAGACCAGCAUGACGUGCCAGUCCUUCCGUUGGAUGUAGUGGAUCAUCGGACAGACAAGCUGGAGGACAACGUAACGGAGGUGGAUGCGGCCUCAGUGUACACGUUGCCUGCUGGAGCGGAUUUUCUCAUGUGUUACUCUGUUGCAGAAGGUUAUUAUUCUCAUCGGGAAACUGUGAAUGGCUCAUGGUACAUUCAAGAUCUGUGUGAGAUGCUGGGAAAAUUUGGCUCCUCCCUAGAGUUCACAGAACUACUCACCCUGGUGAACAGGAAAGUUUCUCAGCGCCGAGUGGACUUUUGCAAAGACCCAAAUGCAAUUGGAAAGAAGCAGGUUCCCUGCUUUGCCUCAAUGCUAACUAAAAAGCUGCAUUUCUUUCCGAAAUCUAAAUGAUAGAAUCUGUUUCAUGUAUCUAUAUUCAAAACACAUUUUCCAUCUUUUUAUAUAAGUAAGUAUCAUUAGGUUGAAAUUUGAUACAGCAAUUUAAAAUGUCUUAAUGGUGUAAUGAGAACUUAAAAAAAUAGUUCCUAUUGGUAUUAGACAUGGUGAAAGGGUUUGAUAUAUGUGAAAUGAAGUCCUCAGGGAAUUACUAUAAAGUAAAAAUCCACAAGCGUUUGUAAUACUUGAUUUUUAUAGUGAAUCAUGAGGUUAGUCAAAAUAUCUGGCUGGAUUCAAUUUGUAUUUUGUGAAGCUUUUUUAUAAAUGUUUUAUAAUGUUUUUAAAGAUUUUAGAAACCCAAAAAUUAGUUGUUUUCCCUUAAUAAAAUAUUUGAAAUUCAUAUUUUAA